This is a messenger RNA of Parastagonospora nodorum SN15, 1818 nucleotides long. RefSeq lists its product as hypothetical. The transcript has 4 exons. Bases 1 to 1818 code for a protein of 605 amino acids. The record is from RefSeq and is a predicted model, not a curated record. Lineage: Eukaryota; Fungi; Ascomycota; Dothideomycetes; Pleosporales; Phaeosphaeriaceae.
AUGUUCCGCCUCCUGGCCCUCGCAGCGACCACAUCUGCCAUUUCCAUCGCUGAAAUCAACGGACCCAAGUUCCUCUCCCCUUUCAAUGGCCAGAGUGUUGCCAACAUCUCCGGCAUUGUAACUGCCAAAGGCCCCGAUGGCCUCUGGCUACGAAGCACGUCUCCCGAUCGCGACGAACGCACGUCCGAGUCGGUCUAUGUUUUCGGCCGCACGUUCGGUGCAAACUUGACAGUGGGCGACAGUAUUAUCAUCGGUGGCCGCGUUACCGAAUUCCGGACUAACAAGGACUACUUGUACCUGACUGAAAUUGACCGACCAACACUCACGCGUAAGGUCAGCAGUGGAAACAAAGUUGCGGCUCUUGUUAUUGGCGAAGACACGCGCGAUCCACCUACACAGGAAUAUAGCAGUCUCGAUGGCGGCGAUGUCUUCGCGGUGCCCAACAACAAGACACUUGUUAGUGUCGCAAACCCGGCUCUUGAGCCACGCAAGUAUGGCCUGGAUUUCUGGGAGAGCUUGAGCGGCGAACUCGUCACAGUAAAGAAGCCUGUUGCGCUGACAAAGCCGUCCCAAUUCGGCGACACUUGGAUUGCUGGAAACUGGAAACUCACCGGCAAGAAUAACCGCAAUGGGCUCACCAUGACGGACAGGGACGCGAACCCUGAAGCCAUCAUCAUCGGCACACCUCUGGAUGGUACGAAGAAUCCGACUAUCACCAAGAUGGGAGAUGAAAUUGAAGAGAUUACCGGCGUUGUCACGUAUGCUUUUGGUUUCUAUCGCAUACUACCAAGCACGGCCAUUAAGAUUCUCAAAUCGCAAAAGCCUGCUUUGCCCAAACCUACUAAGCUCGAAUCAAAGGGCAGGUGCGAAGGCAUCACAAUUGGGGCGUACAACGUUGAAAAUUUAGCGGCAAACUCGUCACAUCAUCCGCUACUGGCGGGUCACAUUGUCGACUACCUGAGAUCGCCUGACAUCAUCUUCAUUCAGGAGGUGCAGGAUGACAACGGUCCUACAAACGACGCAGUUGUAUCGGCGAACCUGACUCUCAGCACACUCUCGGCUGCCAUCCGCGCUGCAGGCGGACCGCAAUACUCGUUUACCGAUGUUGUCCCCGUUGACGACCAAGACGGUGGUCAACCCGGCGGAAACAUCCGCACGGCAUACUUGUACAAACCUUCGCUCAUCCGACUGUAUAAGCCCAACCCAGGCGGAUCUCUAGACGCAAAUGAAGUUCUGGAUGGCCCCACCUUGAAGUACAAUCCGGGCCGCAUCGAUCCUGCCAACGAAGCGUGGACUGCGAGUCGCAAGCCCCUCGUUGCGCAGUGGGAGGUCAUAAGCAGCAAGAGCUCUAACAGAAAGGAAGACACAUUCUUCACAGUAAAUGUACAUUUCGGAUCCAAGGGUGGUAGCAGUAGUCUCCAUGGCGACGCGCGACCACCUGUAAAUGGAGGCGUACAGGACCGCAUCGACCAAAGCGUGAUCACGGCUAAUUUCGUUAAGAACAUACUAUCCAAGGACAAAAACGCACGUGUCAUUACGGCUGGCGACUUUAACGAGUUUACGUUUGUCGAGCCUCUGAAGCAGUAUGUUCAGAUCUCAGGGCUUCGGGACGCAGAUGCCGCAGAUAAGAUUGACGAGCUCGAGCGCUACACAUAUUUAUUCGAUAUGAAUGCGCAACAGCUUGAUCACAUGUUUGUGUCAGACUCGGUUGCGAAGAAGAUCAAAUACGAGCACGUUCAUGUCAAUACGUGGCCGGAGUUUGCUGCGCAGGUAUCGGAUCAUGAUCCUUCGGUAGCUCGGGUGGAUGUGUGCGCAUAG